AUGCCCGUGCUUUCCACGAUCCUCAACCCAUUUGAGGACUCGCAAGCCGUAUUUACCUCCCCGCACGCGGAGACUUUUCAACCUGCGGGUUUGCCCCAUCCCAAUCCGAGCAAGUCAUUUUGGAUUGAUAGCUCACCGGAUGCGAACCCCUUGGCUCGGGAGGGUAGUGAGGGCGCGUUGACCCUGGAUGCGGAUGUGUGCAUCAUAGGCUCGGGAAUGACUGGCGUGUCCGCGGCAUAUACUUUGUCGAAGCAGACGCCCGGGCUUAAGGUUGUAAUCCUGGAGGCGCGAAACUUCUGCGCAGGAGCGACAGGUCGUAAUGGCGGGCACCUGACGCCUGCAUUGGUCGAAGGCUUCACAUCUACCCUGCAGAAGUAUGGCACAGAGCAAACCCUCAAGAGCUACGCCCUAGAGAACUACACAGCGACGGAAAUCGUCAAGGUCAUCCGCGAGCACGGGCUUGAGGACGCCGUCGACCUCGUCGAGGGCGGACACAUAACGCUGCUGAUAACGGAUAAGGAGGUCGAGGUCGCGCAGGCGGAAAUCGCCGCGGCGGAGAGAGCUGGUCAAGACCUCAGUGGCUUGGUUUGGAUCGACGCAGAGGAGAUGGAGAAGACCUACGGAGCGUCUUAUCCUGGCAUUCGCAUCCCGGCGCACAACCUCUGGCCCCUCAAAUUCGUUACCCAGCUUUAUCACCUCGCAGCGCAGAACCUCAACCUCACCCUGCACACGCGUACACCAGUGAACGCAGUUACGCCGCUCUCCUCGGAAGACGGCAAUGACCGCCGCUGGUCCCUCUCCACCCCACGCGGUGCUGUUGCUUGCAACUACGUCCUGCACGCCACAAAUGCCUACGCGAGCCACCUUCUCCCGCACCUCGCCGGCCCCGCCGGCAUCGUACCCACCCGUGCGCAGGUCGCCGCCCUGCGCGCCGCCGUCCCGCUCUCGGAGCUCGGCACGGUGAGCUGGGACGGGAACGAAGGCUUCGAGUAUUGGUUCCCGAGGCCCGUGAAGGAGCAGGCCACCCACCCCCUCGCUAUCGUCGGCGGCGGGCGCGAGGCCACCGCGCCCACCUUCGAGACCGGCGUCGAGGAUGACAGCGUCACGAACCCCGCGAUCGGCCGCGUGCUGCGCGACUUCCUCCCGGAGGUGUUCCCGGGGAAGUACGAGGAGGGGCGGGAGUUUGAGAUGGAGUGGACGGGGAUUAUGGGCUUCACGAAGCUGGGGGUGCCGUUUGUGGGUGUGGUUUCUUUGGUUCGAUAUGCUCGAGAAGGCCAAUAUAUAUCCGCGGGAUACACUGGCCAUGGAAUGCCGAAGGCGUAUGCUUGUGCCGAGGUCGUCGCGUCGAUGAUCGCUGCCGAUAUCAAGAACGAGACCUGGCAGCAGCCCAGUUGGCUGCCCGACCGGUAUCUGACCUGGAAGAGGGACGGGCUUACGAGGCUUUGA
Messenger RNA from Schizophyllum commune H4-8, 1446 nucleotides. Its product is annotated as FAD dependent oxidoreductase. The record is from RefSeq and is a predicted model, not a curated record. The coding region runs from base 1 to 1446 and encodes 481 amino acids. NCBI's taxonomy places the organism in Eukaryota, Fungi, Basidiomycota, Agaricomycetes, Agaricales, Schizophyllaceae. Gene Ontology annotation, molecular function: oxidoreductase activity. The transcript has 8 exons. Gene Ontology annotation, cellular component: cytoplasm.